AUGGUCGCACCCGCCGCGAACAAGCGCGUCAAGAACAAGCGCGUAAGUCGAAACAUAAUAAUCGGCUCAGAAGCCUGGCAGCUCCCUCCCGUAGGCCACCCCGAUCGCCCCAAAAACGUCCCCACAGAUCACACGAAGCGAUGGACUGUCUAUGUGCGGCAACCCGAAGGCGACCCCUCCCUCGCGACCUGGCUAAAUAAAGUGCAAUUCAAAAUCUUCAACACAUACGAGAACCCUCUACGAACAUGCGAGAACCCUCCCUUCGAGGUGACGGAAACAGGUUGGGGAGGAUUCAGCAUAGACAUCAGAUUACAUUUUGUACCCGCGAGUGGGGAGAAGGCACAAUACCGGCAGCACUUCCUGCAGUUGGAGAAGUAUGGGGACGAGGCGAUGCAGGCUGAACAAGAGAAGACAGGCUGUGUACGCUCUGAGUUCUUAGAGGUGGUGCAAUUCAACGAGCCUACGGAGGCGCUAUUCGACGCGCUCACAGCGGAAGAUCAGUGGAAUUACCUAAUGCCCGCGGGCAAGGGCGGGUCUAAGAAGGCGAGCCUGGGCGCGAAUGGUCGGAUGAAGCGGGGCAUGCCGAAUGGGGAGAGGACUGCGCAGUUACCAGAGAAGGGGGCGGAGGAAGUACCGUUUAGUCAAGACCAGGAACAAGCAUUGAUGGAUUUGCUGAAGGGCAAGAUUGAGCAGGUGGAUAAGGAGUUGGAGAAGGAGACGAAGAAGAGGGAGGAGACGGAGAAUAAGCUCAAGGACCUCAGGACUGAAUUGGGGCACGAGGCCGCGCAGCAGGCAGCACACCAGGCUAGUGGAGACAGGAGCCGGAGGAGGUGA
Cucurbitaria berberidis CBS 394.84 is the source of this 834-nucleotide messenger RNA. RefSeq names its product yeats-domain-containing protein. The transcript has 3 exons. Gene Ontology annotation, biological process: regulation of DNA-templated transcription. The record is from RefSeq and is a predicted model, not a curated record. Bases 1 to 834 code for a protein of 277 amino acids. Lineage: Eukaryota; Fungi; Ascomycota; Dothideomycetes; Pleosporales; Cucurbitariaceae.